AUGCUGUGUCUAAAAGAGUACGAAGACUACGCCAGGCAGUUUAUGGACAAAAGAACGUGGGCCUUUUACUCUCAGGGAGCUGAAAGAGAAGAAACUUUAAGAGAAAAUUUGUUGAGUUUCACAAGGUUCAAAAUAAUUCCCCGGUUGCUGAGAAACACUCCAACACGAGAUCUCAGAGUGACCGUCCUUGGAAAUGAAGUUGCUUUGCCGUUCGGAAUAGCUCCCUCAGCAUACCAAAGACUUGCUCAUCCCGAUGGAGAGAUUGCUGCUUCAAGAGCUGCAUCUGAAAUGGAUACUAUUUACACAUUAAGUACUGUAUCCACUACAUCUUUAGAAGACAUUGCAAAACAUCAAGUACGCAACACUCCCCUUUUCAUGCAAGUUUAUCUACUGAAAGAACGAAGGUACAGUGCAGAAAUGAUCUACAGAGCCGAAAAGUGUGGGUACAAGGCAUUAGUUCUCACAGUAGAUACGCCAGUAACAGGUUUGCAGUUGAAGCUGUGGAGGACAAAUCUGGUGUUGCCACCUCACCUAAGCAUACCCAAUAUUGCCGAUGCUGUUCCGAAAGGACGCAAUGCUGCUGCAAAAAACGUGGACCUGUUUCUAGACACUAUUUCAUGGGAAGAUGUAGACUGGAUUAAAAGAAUAUCAAAGCUCCCCCUUAUUUUAAAAGGAAUCAUUACAGUGGAUGAUGCAGUGGAAGCUGUGAAGCAUGGAGUUUCUGCCAUAUGGGUGUCGAAUCAUGGAGGAAGACAACUGGAUUGCAUCGACACAGCACUGGAAGCUCUGCCCGACAUCGUAGCUGCUCUUAAAGGAUCCGGCUGUGAAAUCUACGUAGACGGUGGAGUUCGUUGGGGAAGUGAUAUUUUCAAAGCUCUAGCUCUGGGAGCUAAUUUUGUCUUCAUAGGUAGACCAGCUUUAUGGGGACUAGCACAUUCGGGGCAAGAAGGUGUGAAACGAAUUCUAGAAAUUCUGAAGACUGAGUUGGACAGAACAAUGCAUCUUGCAGGGUGCUCUUCUAUCAAAGAUAUCGGCCCACAUAUGUUAAAGAAUGUUCACUCUUCAAAAAUAUGAGCUCUUUCUUUGAAGUAGAUGGAUUUUUUCAAUGUAAAAAGA
Messenger RNA from Uloborus diversus, 1116 nucleotides. Its product is annotated as 2-Hydroxyacid oxidase 1-like. Lineage: Eukaryota; Metazoa; Arthropoda; Arachnida; Araneae; Uloboridae. The record is from RefSeq and is a predicted model, not a curated record. The transcript is spliced from 8 exons. Gene Ontology annotation, molecular function: FMN binding; oxidoreductase activity. The coding region runs from base 1 to 1074 and encodes 357 amino acids.